AUGAUACUAUGGAGCUGGAUUAUUAACCUUUUGCUCACUCUAUUCACCUUCAGUAUACAUGCUUCAGCAGAGGAUGGUGGCUCCUUAACAAUUGAUGUCAAAACUCCUUGGAAAAAGGUUGAUUUCGUGUCAAAUUUCAUAGAAAGCAUAGCAGGUUUCGAUCCAUCGCUAUAUGUACCAACUUUGGAAGCUAUCUUUGGCCUUGGCGAUUUUGAUGAGAGUGAGAAGAGAACAGACAGAGAUAUAUAUGACCAUGCAUUGUGUCAAUUGCCACUAGAACCUACAUCAACUGACUUUAUCAACUUUAACAUUGUAAGCAAAAAGUACUCGCCGCGGGUGGCUUCACAUUACGCUCAUUAUGAAAAGAUAAAACAACAAUAUGGAGCAAGAUUAAGGACCCAAUGUACUAGUGACUCGUUUGGCAAUGAAGUUGAGACAAAGAAUGGGCUUGUGCCAGCAUGGGUCUUGUACAAUGACAGGAUAUAUUGUUCAGUUAAUGAUUUAUUUGCACUUCAGACAGACAAAUCUAAUCAAGAGAUAUCGCUGAUUGACAGAGUGAUUGGUGAUAAUGCUGAAUCUCCCUUGUUGGUGUUUUAUGGCGACCCAACUGUUGUCCAAACAAAGGAAUUUCUCAAGGUUUUGUACGAAGAAGCUCGCAAUGGAAAAUUGAGGUUUGUUUGGAGAUACAUCCCGCUGGUUAGUAAACAAACAGACACACUCCCCGGAUAUACAGUCGAACUUCCAAUGGAAGAUGCCGAAUAUAGAAGUGGGCCUCAGUAUGAAUUGAACAAAAAUUUCGAUCUGAUAAACAAUUCCACAGCCGUUUCAAAAGUUAGUGGGAAUGUCGAUGACUUAGGUCUCAAGCUUACCUCCUUUGCUUUAUCAAAUAGGAUUAAAAUAGCAAAGUUUGAUUUGUUACAAACGAUAUUGAACAAUAUGCCAAAAUUUUAUUCCUACUUGAACAAAUUACCCGAGCUGAUCAAUUAUAAAAAGGUUAAAUCCAAAGUUCUAGGAAACGAACAGAUGGGACUAUCAACAGACUCUUCUGGCAUCUAUAUAAACGGGUCUCCGAUUCAUCAAUUAGAAUUGGAUGUGUAUAAACUUGCAGAGAAGAUUAGUGGCGAAUUAGCUUUGAUCCAGGAUCUUGUAAAGCUUGGGUUCAAUUCAGUUCAGUCAAAACUCCUUUUGUCCAAAUUUGGAUUACUUUCCGCCGUUAAGCAAGCUCAGUUCAGGACCGGUAACACUUUAAUGGGCAAUAAUGAGAACAGGUUCAAAGUAUUCAAGAAUUCUUUUGAUAGCAAAUCCCCUUCUGAAGGUGGUGUUUUGUUUAUAAAUGACAUUGAGCAUGAUGGGAAUUACGAAAAGUACUCGACAGACCGCGAGGACACUUAUCUCGGUGUUGAAUCUCGCAAACUCAAGCCCAACCAAAUCCCUCCUUUAAAGGAAAACAUUCAUGAUAUUGUAUUUGCCCUUAACUUGGCAAAUAAACAACAAUUAAAGACAUUUUUCACAUUCUCAAAAAUUAUAUUGGAUACAGGUAUUCCUCAGCAAAUUGGAAUUUUGCCGAUAAUUGGCGAAGAUCCUUUAGAUGAGCAACUAGCAACGCGUAUUUUCCACAUUGCUGGGUUACUGGGUUCAAAAGAAGCACUCGCAUUGCUUUACAAAUACUUGGAAUCACCUGGACCAGACGAAACUGAAAAGCUAUUGGAGAAAAUAGCUGUACCCCCAAGCUUUCUGGUGAACUUUGAUGCGGUGUUGGCCAAAUUUUCUAUACAACAACCUUCCGUCAUUGUUAACGGUGUAAUUCAUGACUUUUCUUCCACGUCAAACUGGCAAAUAUCUAUGAGCAAACAAAUUGAACAAGAUAUUGCACUCAUCAAAAAUCAAUUGAAACUGGGGUCGGUGAAUGGCAAUCUCAAGGAUAUCGUGUACAACAAUGCCAAGCUGGAACGAAAUUUACGUAUUCAUCCAUUGGACCCUAGUGAUAUUAUCUACAAAAGGGUUGACCAGGACUUAGUGAGGAACUCGAUAGCAUUUAAAAAGAUUGAUAAAGAUUUAGAGAACCACGCCACUGUUUGGCUAGUAUCUGACUUUAGUGACAAGAACAUGGUAGAUCAACUUAUAAACUUGUUGAGGCUUAUGAAACGGAGCUCAGUACAGGUAAGGGUGGUCAAUAUGGGGAAUUCGAAGAUAUUUUCCAGGUUGGUGGAAAAAGUAAAAUUGACAACAUUGACAAACUCGAGAAUUGAGAGUGUUAUCUCGAUAUUACAAGAAGGAGAUCUAUCAACAGAUUUAGAUAACAAGGUUUUAGGUAUGUUGAAACAAAAGCAUAUGCCAAUAAGGCAUUCAUAUUUGUUGAUAAACUCGAGGUACAUCAGAUUAGACCCUGUAAUCUUGAGCCGGGAAGAGUUGUCACAGCUAAUUGAAUACGAGCAAAGUCAAAGAUUGCGAUUGAUAAAUGAGAUUAUUCUCACAUAUGUCGAUGAGUUUCCACAGAGCUUAUACGAAUAUAACCUGCUUGUAUCUGGUCUAGACGGCAUGGACUGGUUUGAUUUGGUUUCCAGUAUAAUUACAAAAUCGUUUCAUGUCGAUGACAAAGCGUUUCUCACCGAUGUCAACAGAUUUGAUUUUGCCUCCAUAGACAUGUCCAACCUGAUAGAUUAUGCACAAUAUGACGUGUCGAAACCUGUUGACAUAUUAGUUAUCAUGGAUCCACUUAAUAAAAAAUCACAAAAACUAAUCAAUAUACUUGAUGCAGCCAAAGACUUUUCAUUUGUUAACGUGAGAAUUCUACUUCAGCCAAAAUCCGAAUACAAGCAUGAAGAGUUGACGGACCGGUUUUACAGAGGUGUAUUCUCUCCUUCUGUACCCCAAUUCAAAGGAAAUGGAAAUUGGAAUGACAGGUGUUUAGCAAACUUUGCUGCAUUACCCCCGGCAAAAUAUUCUAUUAAUAUAGAUAUACCUAAACGAUGGGUAGUGGUUGCAGAGAGUUCGCCAUUGGACAUUGAUAUUAAUAACUUCAGAUUGAAUGAGAGCCCAAUAUCCGUGUCAUUCGAAUUGUCUAAUCUACUCAUAGAAGGGUACGCCAGAGAUGUGCUAACUGGUAGAGCUCCUAAAAACUUGCAGUUGCAGAUCUCUGAUGGAGCAUAUACUGAUGAUACUUUGGUGAUGACAGCUUUAAAUUAUUUCCAGCUAAAGGCGUUACCUGGUGCUUAUUCCUUCACUAUCAAGUCAAAUCAUUCAUUGUUAUCAGCUUCAGACAAUAAGUUCGACCCUAAUAUUGAUGAAAUUGACGCAGUUCCCGUUUCUGUAUUCACCUUGGAUGGCGUUACACUCCAGGCGAGGGUUAGCUCGAAUAGGGAGAGAUUUACAGAGAGAAAAAAGCAUGCCGAUAUCAAUAUUUUUACUAUCGCCGGUGGCCACCAAUAUGAAAAACUUGUUAGCAUCAUGAUAGCGUCGGUAAAAAAGCAUAACCUGCAAAAGCUGAUCAAAUUUUGGAUCUUAGACAACUACAUCUCACCACAAUUCAGAGCGUUGGCCACAUUAUUGGUUAAGAAAUACGAUAUUGAAAUUGAGUUGAUAACUUACAAGUGGCCCAAUUUUUUACGGAAACAGAAUAGCAGACAAAGGGAAAUCUGGGGUUACAAGAUCCUCUUUCUUGAUGUUCUUUUCCCACAGGAUCUAGAUCGCAUUAUAUUCAUUGACGCUGACCAGAUAUGUCGUACUGAUCUCAGUGAGUUGGUAACCAUGGAUUUAGAAGGUGCUCCUUAUGCAUUUACACCAAUGUGUGAUUCCAAUAAAGAGAUGGAAGGGUUCAGAUUUUGGAAGCUGGGUUAUUGGUCUGAGGUACUACAAGGUGAUUUAAAGUACCACAUCAGUGCUUUGUAUGUUGUUGAUUUACCCAAGUUUAAACACUUGGAAGCUGGCAAUAGACUACGUGCUCAUUAUCAGAAAUUAUCAAGUGACCCAAACUCAUUAAGUAAUUUGGAUCAAGAUUUACCUAAUAAUUUACAAAGACUGAUCAAGAUUAAAAGCUUACCACAAGAAUGGCUCUGGUGUGAAACCUGGUGUUCUAGUGAAACAUUUGAUGAAGCGAAAAUGAUUGAUUUAUGUAAUAAUCCAGUAACGAAAGAGGAUAAAUUAGAUACUGCAAAGAGGUUGAUUCCGGAAUGGGUCAGUUAUGAAAAAGAAGUGCUGACUUUGCUUGAGCAAAUAGAAAGCACUAUUUCCAAGGAAGAGGAAGAGGAAGAGAUGAAGGAGGCUGCCAAUGGCAGUUUGCACUUCGAUGAUGAUGAGGACGAUGAUACCUUAUACCAUGAUGAGUUGUAG
Messenger RNA from Lodderomyces margitis, 4329 nucleotides. RefSeq names its product Kre5p (gene KRE5). NCBI's taxonomy places the organism in Eukaryota, Fungi, Ascomycota, Pichiomycetes, Serinales, Debaryomycetaceae. The transcript has a single exon. Gene Ontology annotation, molecular function: UDP-glucose:glycoprotein glucosyltransferase activity. Gene Ontology annotation, cellular component: endoplasmic reticulum. The record is from RefSeq and is a predicted model, not a curated record. The coding region runs from base 1 to 4329 and encodes 1442 amino acids.